Molecule: messenger RNA, 768 nt
Organism: Heterobilharzia americana
Lineage: Eukaryota; Metazoa; Platyhelminthes; Trematoda; Strigeidida; Schistosomatidae
Source: the annotation of a GenBank genome assembly
AUGCAAUGGAUCCCUGAGCCUCCAAGUGAAUGGUAUAUUGGCGAAAUUAUAAAAAUUAGAUUUCGUAUCAGCGCUGUUUCUGAGUUUUAUGGACAAGCACAAGCACUUAAUGUAUUUUCACGAAUUCCAUUGGUGAGCUCCAGCAACGAUGCAUCAUCAUUUUGUUCUGCUGGAGUUUGUAAAAUAUUCCAAGUUGAAAACACCUGCUGUAUAUGGCAUAUGAGUGUGUUUAUGAACAAAUUACCCUCACAGAGUGAAGAGUUUUCGUCAGAAGUUUGUAAAUUUGAUCAUUUCAAUAAUGUAACUACACCAGUUUACUCUGGUUCAUCAUUAAAUUCGGAAUGGAAUGUUCUGGUUCCCAAUGUCACAAUUCCAGGAAUCUACCUAUUAUUUGUUCGUAUACUGGUUGGAAGAUUUCAAGGAAGUUUGGUUAAAAAAGUAACAAUUACCGAUUCAAACCCGUAUAUUGAAUCAACUGCAGUAACAGCACUACAAAUAACUGAAAUCAUUCUAAUUGUUUUGGCUUGUAUAUUAUUGAUAGCUCUUGCAUCUGGAAUGUUAUAUUUUUAUAAAAAAAAAUUGAAACAAAAUGAGAUUGUUGAGGAGACGUGGCAAAUUGAUCCAGAUACUAUUUGUGAUAUUGACCCGGAGGAUCAAUGGUUUAAGUUAUUCUUGUCCCGUUCAACUACUUGUUCUCUUGCAAUGAUACUUUUAACACUGAUUUCUUUAAGUAGUGUUACUUUAAGUGCAUAUAAUGAAGGCAGUUAG